AACUCAAUUUAUUUAGCACAAAAUUUUCAGGAAAAGUGAAUUCUUUAAAAACAAAAUAAACUGAUUCAAAUGAAAUUGUGUAAAUUUUGAUGUUCAAAUAGUGCAUAUCUAAAGCAUAUAGAAAUAAAUAAAAGUCUUAAACUUAAAGUAAUAGAGAAAAAUUCACCAUGGAUAGAUUUCUAAAAUAUCUUUUCAUAUCAAUCUACUCGAUUAUUUCCAUAAUAAUAUUUCAAAAAGUGUUCGAAACAUCAGGUGAAGUGAUUGACGAGCUCUUUCACAUCCGACAAGGAUUAAAAUACUGCCAAGGAAAUUUCUCUGAGUGGGAUUCAAAGAUUACAACGUUUCCAGGAUUAUAUCUACUUUCAUCUUUCAUCCCAACAGAAUAUUGUGAGACUUACACACUCCGGCUUAUUCCUUUGAUUUGUUCUUUCAUCAAUAUUUUACUGAUCUAUGAAAUCAAAUCUUUAAUUUUGUACGACGCUGAAAAGGAAAACAAUCAUGAUGUGCUUUUGGAAACAAUGGCAUUAGCCACAUUACCACCGAUGUACUUCUUUAGUCAUGUCUACUAUACCGACGUUCCUUCAAUCACGAUGAUCCUUUUCAUGCUUUUAUUCUCGAUUCUUAAACAUCACAAAUUGUCAGCAAUUUUCGGAGCUUUCAGUGUCAUUAUGAGACAAACCAACGUCAUUUGGGUGGCAGGAACAUUAGGAGUUCAUUUAAUUGAUAAAAUGAUGUUGAAGAUUUAUCCGAAAAUGAAAAGAGAAACAGCAACUUUCGACAAUUUCUUGUUUGCUUUGAAAUCGCAUUUAAAGCAUCCGAAAAUUCUUCUUGAAUUCAUUGUGGGAUCCAUUUCGGAGUAUUUUGGAUACUUUGUUAUCAUUUUCAGCUUCAUGGCAUUUGUUUUUAUCAAUGGAUCAAUUGUUGUUGGUGACAAAACAGCUCAUGAAGCAUCGAUUCACAUCCCGCAACUUUAUUACUUCAGUUUAUUUGUACUUGUCUUUGGAUGUUCGUUAUGGUUGCCUCAACUCUUCAGACUUCACAAGAUUUUCAGCAGUUGGAAGUGUUUGUUAGGAAUAUUUCUUCUGACUCUGUUCAUGAUUUUAACUGUAAAGUACAACACGCUCGUUCAUCCAUAUUUGUUAGCAGAUAAUCGUCAUUAUACGUUCUAUGUUUGGAAGCGAUUUUAUCAACGACACGCACUUGCAAAGUAUGCAAUAAUUCCUGUUUACAUCUUUGGAUUGUCAACAAUCUUCACUUCCAUGGAUGGAUCGAUUGGAUUUAAAAUCUUUUUCGUACUAUCAACAAUCGCGACUUUGUGCUUACAAAAGUUAAUUGAAGUGAGAUAUUUUUUAAUUCCUUUUCUUUUAUUAAAACUCAACCGUAAAUCAGUGACAAAAUCCUUAUCAUUACUUGAACUUCUUGUUAAUAUUUUAAUUAAUCAAAUCACUUUCAUUAUCUUCUUUCAAGUACAAGUCCGUUGGAAAGAUUUUAAUGAAGUUCAAAGAAUCAUUUGGUAAAUUCGAUUAUAAGAAAAUGUUUUUGUAAAUAAAAUGUUAAUUUUUUAAAUCGCAUAAAUCAGUACAUAAAUCAUCAAAAUAAAAAUUUUGUUUAAU
Messenger RNA from Clunio marinus, 1613 nucleotides. Lineage: Eukaryota; Metazoa; Arthropoda; Insecta; Diptera; Chironomidae. The record is from the annotation of a GenBank genome assembly.